Molecule: messenger RNA, 11304 nt
Organism: Cataglyphis hispanica
Lineage: Eukaryota; Metazoa; Arthropoda; Insecta; Hymenoptera; Formicidae
Gene: fry
Product: protein furry
Exons: 45
Coding region: 956-10690 (3244 amino acids)
Biological process (GO): neuron projection development; cell morphogenesis
Cellular component (GO): cell cortex; site of polarized growth
Source: RefSeq, a predicted model, not a curated record
UACAAUUUUACUGGUACUAAAAAUUGAUGAAUGGCCACAUUUUAGCUAUGUACAAAUAACAAUCAAAAAGAUUGCGGCGAAUCGAUAAGUAGUUUUAGUUAUGGUUUUUUCGUUUUUCCCAUCGAGCAAUUUCAUUCAAUAAUCACAAUUGUUUAAUGUACCGAUUAAAUUUUACAGCCGAUUUUAGAUAAUGACAUUUUUCUAAGCAUUUUUUUUUAUAAAUCGAGACAGGACCGUCUCGAUAACGUGUUUCCUGCUUGAUGUGAAUGAAUCAGCUUAAGAUCUUAAUGGACGGCAUAAAUUCGUGACGCGUGGAAGUAGACAGAAAAAUCCGGUCUCGUGGUCGACGAAAAGGCGGCCAUGUUGGACCGCACCGUCAUCGAUCGGGGUUAAGACUGUUAAGAGAACGAAGGAGAAGCCACGCGCUGCCAUCUGGCUCUGAACGAUGCGUUUUAUUGAAAUAUCGAUCCAUCAUGAGAAUGAAGAGUAUCUACAUGCGAUCGGCCUCGGCGUGGCCGACGUAAGUUAUGUAAUGACACAAGCUGAUGGUACUUUAGUUCUUUAAAGUGACCGCGAAUGAGCUUGCGCGUUCCUGUCAAGAACAAAAACGAAAUACAAGGUCAAUUCUCCCCGAAGGAGGAGGUCAACGGGACGCAUUUCUUGCGUAAUCCUGGCUUACAGCCAUCGCAUUGCGGAGGACCGCGCCAGGGUUCAAUGGGUCUCGUUAGCAGUCCUUCGGAUAUCUAACAAUGAUCGGAUGCGUAUCUUGCACUUUCAGCUUAUUGUUCUGCAUCAAAUAAUUCAUCAAAUCAAAUUAUUUUUAUCAAUAUUGUGAGAUAAACCCUACAUUCUGGAUGAAAAAGAACAUGGAAUGAGAAAGUAUAUAUAAUGUAAUUAUACGGUGGUGAUAUUCAACAUAUAAGUGUUGCCUGAGGAGAAGGCAAAAAUCAGCGACAUGACUGAAGGUGCAGAGACACAACCGAAUGCGGGAAAUGAAUCCCAGACAGAAGCCUUAGAACUAAGAGCAACACAUAGCGAAGGAUUACAUGAGGGAGCAGUGGAAUCAACAUCGCAAACCACAUUUGAACCUAUGCAAGAGCUGCUUACAGUUCAUGGAACUACGCAAGGAGAAAGCAGCGACGCUGUCAGCAUUUAUACUGCGAGUACCUCGGUAUCUGGUAAUGAAUCAAGUUCGAGUAGAGUUAGUGCAAUAACUGUCAUAUUACCUUGGGGUGCUCAGAAGGAAACAGUGAAGCCGCAGCAAAUAGGAGACAUGGAUUUAAGACCUGGAGAAUAUGUGAUGCGUAUCCUGUUUGCAGAAUUUACUUCACAGGCGGAGAAGAAGAUGGAAGCUGUUAUGACAGAACAUGAAAAACAAUUAUCAAAAGUGUUGCAAAGGGGAGAAGAUGCACAAUUUGAUCAACUUUUAUCGGCUUUCGGUUCUGUUGCCGAGCACUGUUUACCAUCAAUAUUGAAAGCACUUUUCAAUUGGUACGAACGUCAACUUGUAGAUCAAGGUGGUGAUCAUAAAAAACCUGCUGCUGGAAAGGAAGACCAAAAAGGAAAAAGCAUUAUGUAUACAAUAGUAUCGGGAAGUGUAGAAACAGUUGAAAGAAGCGAAGCGGAUCUCUUACAAGAGCGUAGAGAUCUUGCUGUUGAAUUUAUAUUUUGUUUAAUGCUGAUUGAAGUUUUACGCCAAUUACCAUUUCAUCCUGGGCAUGAAGAUUUAGUAACUUAUAUCGAAAAUAUUGCUUUUAAACAUUUCAAGUACAGAGAAGGCAUACAAAACGAACCAAAUGCAGCUAAUAUACAUAUUAUUGCUGAUCUUUAUGCUGAAGUAAUUGGAGUUUUGGCGCAAUCCAGAUUUAUGUCAGUGAGAAAACGUUUUAUGGUUGAACUGAAAGAAUUACGAGCUAAAGAGCCAGGUCCUCAUACUACACAGAGUAUUAUUUCUCUAUUGAUGGGGAUGAAAUUUUUCCGAGUCAAAAUGGUACCGAUAGAAGAAUUUGAAGCAUCAUUUCAAUUUAUGCAAGAAUGUGCUCAAUACUUUUUAGAAGUAAAAGACAAAGAUGUUAAACAUGCUUUAGCUGGUCUUUUCGUUGAAAUACUCGUUCCAGUCGCUGCUGCUGUGAAAAAUGAAGUGAAUGUACCAUGUCUGAAAAACUUCGUGGAAAUGUUGUAUUCAACAACAUUAGACAUGUGUACAAAGUCCAAGCACAGAUUAGCACUUUUUCCAUUAGUAACUUGCUUGCUCUGUGUUAGCCAAAAAACGUUCUUUCUACAAAAUUGGCACUACUUUUUAGCUAUGUGUUUGUCUCACUUGAAGAAUCGUGAUCCAAAGAUGUGUCGCGUUGCAUUAGAGGCAUUAUAUCGUCUACUCUGGGUUUAUAUGAUACGAAUAAAAUGUGAAAGCAAUUCGGCUACGCAAAGCAGACUGCAGAGCAUAGUGAAUUCUCUGUUUCCUAAAGGAUCAAAAGCGGUAGUACCGCGAGAUACUCCGCUGAAUAUUUUUGUGAAGAUUAUUCAGUUUAUUGCGCAAGAGAGACUGGACUUUGCGAUGCGUGAAAUAGUGUUUGACUUGCUGUCUGUCGGGCGACCAAUAAAAAUAAUUUUAACUCCCGAACGUAUGAGCAUCGGACUUCGAGCAUUCCUCGUCGUAGCCGAUAGUUUGCAGCAGAAGGAGGGAGAACCGCCAAUGCCGCGUACUAUGGGUGUACUACCAAGUGGAAACACCAUGCGUGUUAAGAAGACAUUCUUAAAUAAAAUGCUGACAGAAGAUACUGCACGAAGCAUAGGAAUGUCUUCGUAUUUUCCACAUGUACGCCGAGUUUUUGUUGAUAUCUUGCGUGCGUUAGAUGUUCACUAUGGCAGGCCUCUCAUGAUGACCAGCACUCAAAAUAUGAAUAAGGAACCGGACGAGAUGAUCACCGGGGAGCGCAAGCCGCGAAUAGACCUCUUUCGAACCUGCGUUGCCGCUGUUCCACGACUGAUUCCUGAUGGAAUGACUGGUGCAGAAUUAGUUGAUUUACUGUCUCGUUUGACGGUACACAUGGACGAAGAAUUACGUGCGUUGGCAUAUCAAAGUUUGCAAACCUUAGUAUUAGAUUUUCCUGAUUGGCGACAGGAUGUCGUGCUCGGAUUUACGCAAUUCCUAGCUAGGGAUGUGCAAGAUACAUUCCCACAACUUGUCGACAAUGGCUCAAGGAUGUUGUUGCAACUGCUGACCAGUUGGAAGAACGCUCUGACAAGUCCUAGUAUAAGGUCUAAGGAACAAUCGGUAGAUAAUACACGGGUGAAUAUACGAGUAGAUGUUGGCAUCAAGAAAUGUGAAUCAGGCCAGAAAAUAGAACCUGUGUCAAAUAUAUUCUAUCUAGUAGAAGGAUUUGCAUUGGUUAUGCUCUGCAAUUGUCGUCUUUAUCCUCGAAGAUUGGCUGUUCAUAUUCUUCGCGAAGUUAAGCUUUUAAUGAAGACUUUAGGAGGACCUGAAGAUGAUCAAUCUGUUAUUGAUGUGAUUGAUGCUUGCUGUCCUGCUGUCUUGGAAAAAUGUUAUCCUAUGUUACCACCAGCUGAAAAAGCAGCCGCCGCAUCUACAUCUAAUGUGGAUUUACAAUGGAUAGCAGAUAGAAGUAGUUGCGUUUGGACAGCUGGAUUUCAUGAUGAAAACAGUACCAAAAGUUCUUCUUCACUUAAUUUAAAUGGGGCUGAUCCAUGGGCCAGUUGUCUAUUUGCCUUUCUAGAAAAGGAUAGAGUACUCACAUUAUGUCCAAAUGCUGUUACUCAUUCUUGGCCUAUUGUCUUUACUCGCAUAAACUCUCUAUUUUCAGUAGUGGAUCCCACUCCGGUAAAUGACAACAGAGCUUCAUUACUGAGAAGUUCAACGACAGUGAGAAAACCGUUAAACGAGAGAGACGUUUAUAUGCAUAUUUGGAAAAAUUAUUUGACUUUUGGAUAUAGAGUCGUGCCACCUGUGCCAAAUCCGGUUGUUCGGUGUGCCAGUCCAGAUCUCAGUCUCAGUGGUCAGCAUACGGUGGAGUUUGGUGUGUUGUGCAUGAGUAAGGAGUUGAGUCAGAGCCUGGAGAAUCUCGGCGGGGCGCAGACCCUGCCGGGUCGGUUUUCUGUACCGUCCAUUUCCGGCAUCUACACCCGUCACAAGCGUACCAGUUCUUCGCCAGACAGUUUAUCCGCAGAACGUGGUGAUAACAAAUCACCUGGCACAAACGCGAGCCCGGCAGCCUUAUAUAAGCUGACCGUACCUUUGCUGAGAUGCGAGGCUGUCGACGUCAGAGAUGCUGCGGUGCAGGCAAUUGGAAAAGUGAAUGCUGAUGCUUUAAAAGACUUGAUGGAAGAAUUGGUUCCUUACAUCCGGGAAGCGGUGGAUCGGAAACAGGAAAAUAUGAGACGGCGAAGAAGACGCGAUGCUUUGAGAUUGCAGCUAGUAAGAGUACUGGAAUUAAUUGCCGAAUAUGGAACAUUCGGCAUCUGUACAGCGGUUUUAGAUCGUGAAACACAAUCCUUACAUCCUACAUUUGUCGAGUAUAUAGAUGGCGCACGCAUUUAUUUAGAGAACGAGACCGAUAAGGAAGCACCAGCUGUACGAGACAUUAAAUUGCACUUCUGUAACUUCAUCAGGAAAAUGAUUAAAAGUUUUUCACUGGAGAUAUGUUAUACCUUGUUGAAGAGGGACUUAAGAAGAAAUCUAUUCAUGCUCUUUGCUAGUUGGGCCGGUGUUUAUGGCAAACCGCUUACAAGCACGUCGUCUAUGCAAGAGGAGGAAAAAUCUUGCACGGAGUUGCAACUCUCAGCCUUGCAAGCUAUGAGUGGAUUACUCUGUUGCGGAUCAUGUUUUAAUCCACAGUCGCUUUCGGAAGAGGGUGCCAUUUUAUAUCAAUGGUUAGACUCAUUAUUGGCCAGUAAAGACGAAAAGAUUUAUGCACUCGCACGUGAAACCGUUGUAUUAUUGCUCGAAGGAAAUCCCGAUAUUGGUACACUAUUGGAUUGGGUGGUGGAUCGUUGCUAUACUGGCGCUCCACAAGUAGCUGAUGGCUGCUUUCUCGCUUUGGCAACAAUUUUCAGUGCCAGAGAAUAUCCUUGCGAUCACUACACCAGCAUCAUCAACGUCACGUUAAUGAAUACAGGAUGUCCUCGCGCUCCGGUCCACGAUGCUGCGCUUCAACUUCUUCAAUUGUUGGAUCAACGUUUUUUCGGAAACGUAGGUCCGCUUUCAGCUACAGAACUUGAUACUGGACACAAUGAUCCUCUUGCCAGUUCCACUGCAACUGUGACUUCUGGGCCAGGUCAACAAAGUAAUCCUGCAGGUGAAAUUUCUUCCGGUGGCACAAUUAGAGGUGGUACAUUAGAUGUCCUCUUAUCAACCACUUAUUGCCGCAGUCAAAUGUACCUUUCACGACAAUUGGCUCAGUUACAUCCGGAGCUAACAAUGCCAAUGUUCAGUGAAAUUACACAUCGGUUUCAAACAGCCCGUAGAGAAGUUCGGCAAUUAUUGCUGCAGUAUUUGCUACCCUGGUUACAUAAUAUGGAACUUGUUGAUCCUAAUGUACCACCACCAUCUAAUCCAUUGAGUUAUUACCAGUAUUACACGAGCGAUGUAACACGCGGAGGAACACGUAGAGAAGGCUGGGGCAGCGCAGAAGCGACGGAAAUGGUGCUCAACAAUCUCUUUUACAUUACAGCAAAGUUCUCGGAUGAGCAUCCUAAAGAGACAGAGGAACUUUGGGCAACUUUAUGUGGUUGCUGGCCGAACAAUCUCAAAGUUAUAAUACGUUAUUUGAUUAUCAUCUCGGGGAUGGCGCCUCAAGAGCUGUUACCAUAUGCGAAACGUGUUGUAUUGUAUCUGGCGCGGGCUCGUCCGGAUCGUCUUGUCGAUGAAAUGAUGACGGAAUUAGAAAUGGUCGAGACUCUAAAUUGUUUAAUUGAACGGACAGAAACGCCACCUUUUUAUCGACUCACCAGCAUGCGGAAAGCUUCGUCGCAUAGCGAUGCUCCAGCGGCCGAUCCCGCCAAUCCUCCCCGUGAUCUCGGCAUCGAGAAAGGCACUAUUCAUACGAAAAGACAUUCCGGAGAAGAUCCCGUCAAAACUGGUUCCAAAUCCGAUACCGCACUACGAGCACUUGCGGGGUUUCAAACUCCAAGGGUGGAAAAGACGAGGACUGCAAGCGGUCCGUCAGUUCUUCCAGACGAUCUAUCAACUCCGACCACGGAAGCAGAGUUAAUUACCGACGAAUCGUGUUAUGUCGCUCGUAACGGGCCUGCUGGAAUAAAUGGAAAAAUGCCGUGUGUCGACGAGAAGUUCGAUAUUCCUCAACCACAUCCUUUACCGAUGCCAGAAUACGGCGGAUAUUUUGCUCCUUUAACUGAAUAUUUGCCUGACAGUUCUCAACCAAUAAGCGGAUUUCAUAGGUGCAAUAUCGCCGUGAUGUUGCUCACUGACAUAGUCAUCGACGGAAUUCAGCUGGAUUGGGCUAUACACGUCCCUUUGAUGUUGCACAUAGUCUUUCUCGGUUUGGAUCACUCAAGGCCGUUGGUGCGGGAUCACUGUCGUUGCCUGCUAUUGAAUUUACUGGUCGUGCUUGGUGAUCAUCGCGAUCACCUUGGUGUGGCACGCGUACUUCUCGCUUCCAAGACGGAACAAUUGGGAUUGGGAUUAUCGACACCGGCGUUGCCAGUGCUGGAACACAACUUCACUGAAAUGGAUCCGGAAUUCGACAGUUACUUGUAUGGUCCUCCACCAGUUCCGCCACCCACAACUCCACCAAUAUCAUCUUCGCCGCCUCCACCCUCUUCUCCGCCACCUCCGCCACCUCCUCCUCCGCCGCCUCCUCCACCACCAAUACCUCUCGAUUCUUCGGCAUCUUUGCCAAUACCUCCGCCACCUCCACCUCCUCCACCUCCACCACCAUUACCUUCUUCAAUUGCGGACGGUACAUCUACUUAUUCGUCUUUAUCAAAUUCGACAUCUACCCCGCCAAUGUCGAUGAAUCACGGGAAUCAUUCGGCAGCAGAUGAUAAUAAGGAUUAUGGGAAUUCUCACGCGUACGAAUCAGCAGUAUGCAAUAGCUGGCCAACCUCGAGCGGAAUGACAACGAAGACAGUACCGCCCGUCAUUGUAACUCCGGAAGAUGCGAACAAUUGGACCGGCCCUCAACCAGGUCCUAAUAUGCCGAUACAGGAUGUUAUUAAGUCGUUGAUUAAUUUUCUAGCAUCUAGAACAAAUCAACCGCUAUGGAAUUAUGAGGACAUGACUGCCAAAGUAUGGUGGGUUCGUAGUGCCGACCAACUCACAGUAUUAUUACGACACGUGUUACGCGUCUUUAGAGAUUCAUUGCCUCAUGCAUUAGUCAGCCAAAGAUGGGCACAAACGGCGCUGCAAUUGGGUCUUUCUUGCUCAUCCAGACACUAUGCAGGAAGAUCUUUGCAAGUUUUUCGUGCAUUGCGUGUUCCUAUAACAUCUAGGAUGUUGUCCGACAUCUUAUCCAGGCUGGUGGAAACAGUUGCUGAGCAAGGCGAGGAUAUGCAGGGAUAUGUAACAGAAUUGUUGCUAACACUAGAAGCAGCUGUCGAUUCGCUUGAAUCAGACUUUAGGCCUCUCGAUUUUAUGAAAGAGAUCUUUAAAUCGACGCCUAAUCUAAACAAUAAAGAUCCUGUAUCGGGAAAUGUAAUCGGAGGAAAACGCAGUCCAGGGGGAGGGAACAUUUAUCCAAUUGGACCACACAUGUUUUCUCACUUAAAUCAAGGCGGACAUACAAGGAGCACUAGUUACUCGGUCAGUUAUUGUAUGAAAAGGUCUAGCGGUGGCAAUUCUACGACUAACGAUAUGAAAGAAGUUGACAACAGAGUCGGCGGUAAUAAAUAUCCCAAUUCGAAUUUAUCAAGAUCAAGAUCAGCACAGUCCUUGAAAUUAUUGGGCGACUCCGCGACGCAAGAUGACAAGAUGACGAUAUUAGCACAAUUAUUCUGGUUAGCGGUGUCUCUGCUUGAAUCGGAUUACGAACACGAGUUCCUUUUAGCGCUGCGACUUCUUAGUCGCGUAUUGCAUAGACUACCGCUUGAUCGACCAGACGCCAGAGACAAAGUUGAAAAAUUGCAACAGCAAUUACGAUGGACUUCGUUUCCUGGUGUACAUGCGCUCUUAUUGAAAGGAUGCACUAGUCCGAACACAUAUGAACCAGUCGUUACAUUGCUCUCUCAAUUUACAUCUUUGUUGGAUCUACCAGUAGUUGAUCCCACGCAAAGCCUUGCGUUCCCGAUGAAUGUAGUAUCGUUGCUGCCGUACAUGCUGUUGAAUUAUGAAGAUGCUAACGAACUUUGUAUCAGAAGUGCCGAAAAUAUUGCACAAGUAAGCGCAGAAAAGGGGAAGAAAUUGGAGAAUCUUGGUACAGUCAUGACAUUAUAUAGUCGACGUACUUUCAGCAAGGAAAGUUUUCAAUGGACUAAAUGCGUGGUGAAAUAUCUUUAUGAUUCAUAUGCUCAUCUUAGUUUCAAUAUGCUUGCUUUUCUUGUGGAAGUUCUAGAAAAGGGUCCGAGCAAUGUGGCAUUAUCAGUACUCAGUAUUAUACAUUGCAUGUUACAUUAUGUGGAUCUAGCAUCUCCGGCUGCACAACCCAUCAAUACCGAACUUUUGAGAGUGAUCUCUAAAUAUGUUGAGGGUACUCACUGGAAAGAAGCACUUAAAAUCUUGAAGCUUGUAGUGACAAGAUCGUCGACGCUAGUAGCGCCACCCACGUCAAUGCACGGUUCAUCCUGGGAUUCUUCACUGGCAUCGCCACAUCCUAGUUUCACUGAUACCGAAAUAUUUACGAAAAAGGAGCUACCGGGAAGGACAAUGGACUUUACAUUCGACUUAUCUCAAACACCAGUUAUCGGUCGCCGUUGGUUGAUUCGUCAAGGAGCUGAAGAAAAAUCAAUUAGUUCACCACGUUGCUCCUUAUCCUUAUCGCCGGCUGACAAUAGCACCAUCGCAGGAUGGAAGAGACCUUGGAUGUCUCAGGGUCGUGUUAGGGAGUGUUUAGUAAACCUGUUGACAACAUGUGGCCAGAGAGUUGGAUUGCCAAAAAGUCCAUCGGUUAUAUUCAGUCAAAGUUCGGAUUUGAUGGAAAGACAAUCAUCUAUGGCCUCUUCAACGGAAGAGGUUUCCGGUGCAAAUAAUGAUUUGAGCGGAGGAUCUAGACGGGAUGACGAGCAGUUUGGUGUAUUUAAGGACUUUGAUUUCCUUGAAUAUGAAAGUGAAAGCGUUGAAGGUGAGAGUACGGAUAAUUUCAACUGGGGAGUUCGACGUCGUCCUCUUAGUGAGGGAGAAGAACGAGAACCCAGUUUACGACAGUUCGAGGAAAGUUUAAGUGAAAAAACACCAUCAUCCAGCAAACAUACAACACGGCGAGGUGUAGCUGAAGAGUCAUCAGACGAUGAAGCCGGAUCGGAAUCACCCUUGGAUGAAGUACCAGGAGGUAUAUCCGGAACGGGCCAAGAAGCAAACAGCAUUCCGGGAAUGUUCCCGCCAUCCUCUCUCUCAUUGAUACCUAGUCGUACGCGUCAUGAUUCAUCCACAAGGUCUGACACAUCUGGCUCGAGCGCAGGAGAUCUUGGCGAUGUGACACCUUGCAACGCGUCGCCCAAUCUGUCCGCAUUGAUGCCAUUUCGACAGGUCGUACGAGAUGACGCAGAAGAGAUCUGGAGGCAGCAAAUUCAAAGUCUUAUCACUCAAGCUCCGUACAAUACUUUAAGCUUUUUUCAAUUGCUGAACAAGAUCUUGAGAGAUGUGAGCAGUAAAUCCGUCGGUCUAACGCGCGAGGCGAGCGCUUUACUCUGUAACGGCAGUCCAGCUUCGUCUCAUUUAGGUUGUCAUUUAUCUAGUCAUGCCGAGCUACUGAGCUCAAAAGCUGAACCGCCUCUAGUAUGGUUCUCGGUCGCUAUAUUUGCGAAUCAGCGAUUAAACGAAACAUUACGCUUUGGAAUGCUUGAGGUUCAAGAACAUUUGGAAACAUUUCUCGAUAGAAAGGAUCAUGCCACAGAAUGUUUGGAGGCAGCUAAAGCAACCGCUAAGCUACAGGCGUUAGGGGAUAGUCACACCAUAGAAGCGGGCGUUGAAGAGAUGCUAUUGGAUCUUGGCAGAGCGCUCUAUAAGCUGCAUUUUCAACUUCUGUUGUUAAUUGAAGCAUCAAAUAAAAUGCUAGGAGCGUUAAUGAUCGCCGCUAGAAACGUACAGAUUCCUCUGCAGGACUUAUCCGUUGAGAUCGCCAAUAUGAAGAUAACUUUAAGUAGAGCGCUCGAAGAGAGCACUGAGAGUGAACGAGGAACACCCACUCCGACACCCAGUCCUAGUCCAUUGCCAGGUACCGGAGCUGUGGAAGAAGUCGCCAGAAUCGCCGAACUUUUGAGAAAUGCACGGUGGUGCCCGGCACUCGAAGCUGUCAGACUUCAUAGGGCACAAUGGCCCGGUGAUCCCUUUCAUGAUGAUGACGAUGUAACAACUGCCGUUAAUAUGUACUGCAAAUAUAUAGGUCAGGAUAGGUCGGAUAUAUUCAUAGUGACAAGGAAAGACGACGAGAUGUCAGAAAUAUUUGGCAGACUGAUGGAAAGCCUGUUUGAAGUUCUAGCGGCUGUGACGGGAUUGGAAGCGUCUACGAAAGCUGUGCGCAAUCAACAUGACUCUAAUCACUCUAAAACCGACUGUUAAUAUGAGCUUUAAUGAUAUAGUAUUACGAACUGUUCGUUUAGAUUAAAGUCGGCGUAUAUAUAUAAACAUAUUUAAUUAUCGUACAUAUGUGUCUAAGUAUCUUGUAUACGAUUGUAGGUAAAUGUAUAUCAUAAUAUGUAUAUCAUGAUAAACUUUCUUAUAAUUAUAGCGAAUGCAUAAAAUCCACGUAGAAACGAGCUUUUCUUUUUUUUACGAAGAACGUGAAAAAUUGUUAUCAAUAUAUAUAAUAAAUUCAGCAAAAUAAAUAAUUGAAAUCUCGAAAAGAUUAUAUAUACAUUGUGUAUGCGUGUGCGUGUGCGCGUGUGUAUGUAUAUAUAUAUAUAUAUAUAUAUAUAUAUAUAUAUAUAUACAUUAUUUAUUUAUUUAUUAUCUUACAAAAUAUUUAGUCAAAAUAAUUAUGCAAAAGAAGCGAUCGGUAUAUAAUAAAUGGUUUGUGAAAGAACCACAGUUUGAAUCUUGUCAAGAUGUGACACAUUUCGUGAGAAGAUUUAUUGACUCCGCGAUUACUGCUGCAAUAAAGAUUGUUGCUGUCAUGGUUUGUUAACCUUUAUGUGUGCGUCAAUUAUAGCUUAUAUAAACAAUUUUAUAUAUAA